GCUAGUUGGUGGUGCCUUUUGUUAGCUUUUGUACAUGCAUCAUCUUGGAAAAGAAAUCAAUAUUAUAUGAUAUUAUCUUAACUAACUUCUAUAAAUUAUUUGUGGUAUUUUUUUGGAUAGCAUCAUGUCUGCACCAAAGGGGAAGAGAGUUUACCUCACCUGGACAGAUGAGAUGGACAGUGCAUUGUUGGCUGUCCUUGUGGAGCAUCACAACAAUGGUGAUCAUGCCCAAAAUGGAUGGAAGCCACAUGUCUACAAUGCUGCUAUAAAGAAUGUGCGUGACAAGUGUAAUGUGGAGAUCACAAAGGAUAACAUAACAUCAAGGUGCAAAACUUUUGACAAGCACUAUGAGAUCAUUAGCAAGAUCCUUUCUCAGAGUGGAUUUGGUUGGGAUUGGGACAAUAAUAAGCUGUCAAUGGAUAGUGAUGACGUUUGGAAUAGAUAUGUGGAGGGCAACAAGGCAGCAAUUUGUUACAAGACCAAAGUAGUGAAGAAUUGGGAUGCAAUCUGCACCAUUUACUCAACUGAUCAUGCCAAUGGUAAAGGUGCCAGGACAGGUGCUGAGGAUGCUCAAGAUUCACCUGAACAAGAUGGUGAUGCAUCCCCAGAUUUGCCCCCAAAGAGGCAGCGAACUGGUGAUGCAAUUCUUUGCAUGCUUGGAGAUAUGAAAACCUCGUUCAAUGAUGCUUUGAAGUCCACUGAGCCAUUACCAAUGCCCCAAGUAACUCCUCCUGCUGAAAUCCUUGCUGCACUUCAAAUGAUACCAGAUUUGGGUAGAUGUGACAUGCUCAAAUCUUAUGGAAAGCUGAUCCUUAAUGAGCGCUUGUUCCAAGCGCUUAUGGAACUCCCCAUGGACAUGAGGAAGGAAUGGCUCUUGAUGUUGAAUGAGAAGAAUUCCAACUGAGUGCGGUUCUGCAUGGUUGUUAUGUAAUGCCUAGAUUUGCUAUCCUAAUUAGUUUGUUGCUGCUAUGAUGGACACAAAGUUGGAAUUUGUCCUAUUAUCUUCUAUUACUAUGGUUGAAUCUGUUGCUACUACUUGUAAGAGACAUGAAAAAUAUUGAUGUCAUGUUAUUGCCUCAAAAAUGGCUCUUGUUAUCAAUAUUUAUGCUACUGGUGUCAUCUUAUUUUUAAA
Messenger RNA from Panicum virgatum (switchgrass), 1132 nucleotides. RefSeq lists its product as uncharacterized. The record is from RefSeq and is a predicted model, not a curated record. Bases 125 to 904 code for a protein of 259 amino acids. The transcript has 2 exons. NCBI's taxonomy places the organism in Eukaryota, Viridiplantae, Streptophyta, Magnoliopsida, Poales, Poaceae.